AUAUUUGCUGAAUUUCCGAUCCUCUUGUCAGGAGGUUGACUUUAGUGACAUUACGUUGGAUCAGUAACCACCCGUUUGAGUUCAUUGUUAGAAGACAUCUUAAUUUGGCCGUUCAUGUUAAACCUCACUUUGCCCUUGAUUCUGUUUAGACAUCUUCCAUUAAAAGGAUAGCUGUAGCAUGACUGACUUCAGGUGUCUGAAGAUGAUUUCGUUAGGCUUCUAGGUUGCUGGACUCUGGCUCUUUUCUACUGCUGCAGACGGACUAACAUGGCUUUCCAUCUUGAUCUAUCUUAAGCAGGACUGUCAUCCAUACCUGUUCCUCAGUGAAGGGGCAUGCAAAGAACUCAUUCAGCUUCCUGUUGAGCUUCGGACCCUGUUUGAGUAAUCCUUUUGUUGGACAAUGGGCCAGACAUCCCCUGGCUGGUUACCAAACACAAGAGCCUUUACUGGGUCUUCACAUAAUGAACUAGAGAAGCAUAGACGGGCUAAGCUCCGGCUGUAUUUGGAGGAGCUAAAGCAGCUUGUCCCUCUUGGGCCAGAUAGCACUAGACAUACCACACUCAGUCUGCUGAAACGGGCCAAGACACACAUUAAGAAAUUGGAAGAACAGGACCGAAAAGCUCUAAAUAUUAAGGAACAAUUACAACGAGAACAUCGCUACCUCAAGCGUAAAUUGGAACAACUCUCCAUGCAGGGCCUGGAGCGAAUCCGCACAGAUAGCCUGGGAUCAACAAUAUCCACUGAUUCUGAACAAGAGGUAGACAUUGAAGGAAUUGAAUUUACACCAGCUGAAAUGGACAGUAGUGGAAGCUCCAGUGAUGCCGAAGACCACUGCAGUUUACAAGGCAGCUCAAGUGAUACAGGCUAUGCACAUUCCUAUAGACUAAACGGCAGACUUGUGUAGUGUUCGAGUGAACCACUCAACUCAGGACCUUCUGAUUGAAGCACUUAUACAAAAAAAAAAAAUUCCCGAGUUGCUGAUUGCCACUCUUCCAGAAAACCUCUACCACGACACUCCAAAAGGAGGUUUCUUUUCCAAGAUUUUCUUGUCUAUGAAUAGAUCAUUAAACAAACUGUAAAUCAUGUUUUUUCUGCAGUUUGAGAUUAGACACAGUUGUGGCUUAAAGUUCUUUCAUAUAGCCAUUGUAUAAGCUGUUGACAGUAGGGGGGAAAAAUCCACCAGAACGUGAAACUUAAACAACUUAAUUAGUUUGCUUUUCCUCAUCAACUGUCUUAGAUGUCAGAAUGUUUGUAAAGGGCAGAAAUCAACUGUUUUAGGUAUCAAAAUGUACGUAAAGGGCAGAAGUCUACCUGUAGGGAGGGAUGGCACCUGCCUUCUGCUGUUUAAAAGUGGCUUGUCUCUCUUUGGCAGUAGGAACAGCUGUGGCCUCAAGUGAGCCUCCAUCUGUGUGCGUAGCUUGCUCCUGUCCUCUUGUUCGGAUUAUGGCCAUAGUAAGGAUUGCAAGCUAUGGUAAAUUAUAUGCCUUUUAGAGUAUUUAAUCAUAAAAAAUCUUUGCUAGCCAAAGAUUGUUAGAAAAAUCCUUUCAACAUUUGAGAGACUCAAAAAGUAUUUAAUUUGUACGUUCUUGAUAGAAGGUGGAAGAGCCAGAUCUAAUAAUAACUUUAUGUGCAAUGAUCCCAGCUUUGUUCUCUAGCACUAAUUCAAGAGAGCUACCCAUAUUGGCUCACAAGAGCAAAAAACGCUUUGCCACUUUCAAGCGUGAUUUAUUGUGGUAUGAGCUUUUUAGGCACAAAACAACUGUCUCCCAUUCACUGUCCCCAACAAGUUUUAGUACUCGUAUUUUUUUUUCUCCUUUACAUGCAUAGAGAAUAGCUAGCACUCAGCUCUCAGGAAUUUUAAUUUGCAUGUAUUCCUGCUGCCUUCUCGGACCAUUUCAUGCAUCUUCUGAAAGCUUCCUCGUGGCGUAAGAAACCAGAGAGCCACGUAUGCCGCUGAUCCACAGAAACAUGUUGGAUGUGCUUUGGUUCUUAACCAAACACUAGAUGCAUCUGAUAGGAGUAACUAUUCAUCUGCUUCUGGGUCCAUUAGUCGUAUGCACAGAAAGUGUGACGAGCUGGACCAGGGGCCGUACCUUUUAAUGCUUCUUACUUAGACAAUGACCCACCCAUUCCCUUCUUGUUUAACGGGAAACUGUCAGUUAAUGCACUGGUUAUCACAGACUACACGGCAUGUCAGUAUUUUUGUUGGAGAGUUCAGAGUUCCCGAGAUCACAGAGGUAGAUAAUUAAACCUUUGUUUAGAAGGAAGAAAAAAAACCUAUCUUCCUGGACUUUGUGUUUUCCUGUAUAUAGUUGCCAGUAUGCUGAAUAGAAGGCAUGACUUUAAAUUACUAUAUUUCUUUUAGAACAAAAUUAAGAGUCCAGUAGCACUUUAAAUUGUGUUGGUAUUAGGGGGCUGCUGGGCUCGAAUUUUAUUCUGCUACUAUAGACUAACACAGCUACCCACCUGAAACAAUAUUCCUUUUAAGCAUUAUUGUUACACUCUUAGUGGCAAUUUCAAGGUUUUUUUUUAACCAAAUGCUGUAAAAUUGCUCAAUCUAUUUAGAAUUCAUCAGGAUGUUCAAAAUGUAUUUACCCCAAUUGUAGCAAUACUGCAGAAGUAUAUUUUAAUACAAUUUAACCUUAGUGAAGUUAUUAGAUCUUUGCUUGCUGGUUUUUAAAAAUGGACCAAUCUUUGCAUUACUACUUUUAAAUAAAGGUCUUUUUUAAAUGAUUUACAAAGCUAUACAUGCUUAAGACAAGUAGUGUAUUUCCUGUAAAUAUUUCCUGUAAAAGAGUUUGUAUUAUAUUUUUCCUAACUCUUCUUACUUGUAUAGUGAAAGGGAAUGGUAUAAACCCAGACCAGAGUCUCAGGGGCUCUUUGCUGUAGUCCUAUUGUGCCUUGGUCACCAUUUAUGUAUGCCUGUUUCUCUCCUUGGUUUUUUUUUUAAAACAGCUAAGUUUGUUGAAAUGUUUUACUUUGCCUCCAGUGAAGCAGUGAGAGGUAUGUUUGUUUUUAGGGCCAGGGAGCUUAUCAUUCCCACACCCGUACCUCAUGGUGGCGUUGGUGCUGCAUAUUGAAGGCUGCAUGCAGUGUGCUUUUUUAAACACUGACCAAUAAUCAAAUCUAAAAAUGCACAAUGGUGAAGCAAAUAGUUUUGUUGCCCUUUUUAUAUUACGUAUAUGUGUUUUCCCUUCGGUGCUUACAGUUCAGAAAAUAAAAGUUGACUCUACUUCUGGCAGCUUGCACUCCUUGUCUGCUUGCUUCCCCAACAGCCUGGGACUGGCUAACAAGGACAUCUGCUUUUAAAGAAACUAUUUUGUAGCCACUCCUGCGUCAAGUCACGGGGAGAGACCUAAGGUUAUAAAUUCUGGCAGCUGAAUUUGAAAUCAGUACGCCUUUUGUGGGAUGCUGUUUUGGUGUAUGCUAUACACAUUGCGUAUUACUGAAAUCGUCAGUGGAGAAGAGAUAUAGCAAUAUUAGCAUCGUGUGUAGCUGAUAAGCAGCAUGAAUUACGGUCUCAUCUGGUGCAUAAAUAAAUUUUCCAAAUCAUGAAAUUUUUAAAUGUUUACCUUUAAUGCACAACUCUCAACGGGAGGAAAUAGCUGGUCAUGUUGUUGCUUCUCUUCUACUAUAUAAUGGAAUUAUUCAUGGCUUGUAAAAUGUUUUGUUUAUGAAAAACAGCUCUUGCACAGUCUUUCAAACAGAAACAACUACAAAAAUUUAAAUCUCAGAAUGACCAUUGCUGAAUUUUAUGCCACUCUGAUGUUCUCUUAUAAAUGAAUGUGCACAAUUUAAUGAACUCUUCCAGAUUGGGGAUCAGUGGCUUUGUAGAUCUUAUAUUUUCAAUAAAGAUUACUUCAAUAUUCUGAGA
Messenger RNA from Eublepharis macularius, 3874 nucleotides. RefSeq names its product MAX dimerization protein 4 (gene MXD4). The coding region runs from base 401 to 904 and encodes 167 amino acids. Gene Ontology annotation, biological process: regulation of transcription by RNA polymerase II. Lineage: Eukaryota; Metazoa; Chordata; Lepidosauria; Squamata; Eublepharidae. The record is from RefSeq and is a predicted model, not a curated record. Gene Ontology annotation, molecular function: RNA polymerase II cis-regulatory region sequence-specific DNA binding; DNA-binding transcription factor activity, RNA polymerase II-specific; protein dimerization activity. The transcript is spliced from 5 exons.